AUGGCUUUGGAAGGAUCAGUGGAUGAAGAAGUUUCAGGUGGAGGAGAGGGAUGCUUGACACAGGUAGUAGCUAGGCUGCCGCUCUUAGAAAUCAAUGUUAUAUCAGGCCAAGACCUGGCUCCUGUGUCCAAAUCUAUGCGUACUUAUGCAGUAGCUUGGGUGCAUCCAGGAAGGAAAUUGUCUACCAAGGUUGACCAAAAUGGCCACAUCAAUCCUCAAUGGAACGAGAAGUUUGUGUUCCGCGUUGAUGACACGUUCAUAAAUGCUGAGAACUCUUCUAUCAUGAUAGAAAUCUAUGCUGCGGCAUGGCUACGCGAUGUUCAGAUUGGGUCUGUAAGAGUUCUGAUCAGCAACUUAUUUCCUUCAAACAACAACAACAACAAAAUGCGCUUUGUUGCACUUCAGGUUCGCCGCCCAUCAGGAAGACCUCAAGGGAUCCUUAACAUGGGGGUGCAGGUGCUGGACAGUACAAUGCGCAGCAUGCCUUUAUAUACAGAACUUAGCGCGUCUGCAGUUGGCUUCAAUGACCUCAUUAAUGCCAAAACCAACGGGAAAGACCUUGAAGAAAAGGGUGCGAAAUUGCGACGCACACAGAGUGACCGAACUGACCUCACCACCACUGAUGAAUCUGGACUGAAAGAGGGUGGUGUCAGGUCACUUGGUGGCUCGUUGAUUAACUCUUCGGUGGCUAAACCUAGUGUUAAAGACAAUGGCAAUGGCAAUGGCAGCAUGGUCAAUGGAUCUCUUUGCUCUGAUGUGGGGCCUUCUGCGUCUGUUGUGGCAGCAGCAAUUGCUAAAGGAUUGAUUAAAACACCAGCAAAUGCUGGUCAACAUGAUACGGAUGGUGCAGGAAGCUCGAUUCUUGAGGAUUGGACAGAAAACGAUAGUGCCGAAGGCCUACGAACAAAGCUUGAGAGAUGGAGAACAGAACUUCCUCCAGUUUAUGAUAAUGAUCUGCGGAAGAUGCAGUCGAGAAGCAGAAACAAGAAGCACAGGCGCAGGUCAGAAGGUGGGCGGUUGUUUUCAUGUUUUGGCAAUGCCUUCGGGUGUGAAAUUUCCAUUACUUGCGGUGGGCGCAAUAACAAGAAAAGGUGUGGAAAUCACAAAGUCUGUCAUCUUAGCUCUGUGGACAGUCAAUCAUAUUUAUAAGAUGACAACGAGAUUUUUUGUCCCGUCUCUUUUUAGCACAAAACGAAAGUUGAAAAUGACUUGAAAUAAGUCAUGGUGCUUGUACGUCUUUUUCUUUUAUGAUCCCUGGUUGCUAGUAGACAUUUUGCUUCUGUAUACUGUGAGAGAAAAGGUUGUUUCUUUGUACAUGAUGAAUGAUGUACUUAUUGUUUGUUGGGGAUUUUUGUGCAUAAACCUAAUGGCCAAGGCUGGUGAA
Molecule: messenger RNA, 1384 nt
Organism: Populus euphratica (Euphrates poplar)
Lineage: Eukaryota; Viridiplantae; Streptophyta; Magnoliopsida; Malpighiales; Salicaceae
Product: Calcium-dependent lipid-binding (CaLB domain) family protein
Exons: 2
Coding region: 1-1149 (382 amino acids)
Biological process (GO): defense response
Source: RefSeq, a predicted model, not a curated record